AGUAUAUUUUAUAUUAUUAUAUAAAUAAUAAUAUAAUAUGACAUUAGUAAAUAUGGUACACCACACAUUACCAGCUAUACAACCAACAGCAACAAAAGAUGGUAGUGGUGUUUGUGAAGAAAUAAUAAAGGAAUCAUUAUAUCCAAUUUUAGGACAAAAGGCCAAUGAAGUUGAAUUCGAACAAAAACAACAACAACAACAACAACAACAACAAAAUAAUAUAAAUAAUGACAAUAAUAAAGAAUUUAAAGAGUUUAAACAACAAGAAACUCAACAAGAUUUAUAUAAAAUUUCAAAAAAAGAUAAAUCAGAGGAUUUAAAAAAUAGAUAUACCAGCACAAAAAGAAAUCAAGAAAUUAUCUCUGUUACAUUGUUUGCAGUUUUUCUAGGUAUUUCAAUUUAUCGUAUGCUCACUUGGUAUUUUGUAAAAAACAUUUGGAUUUUCUUAAGUUCAUCAGUAUUGGCUAUGUUUGCCGCCGACUUUUUCUCUGGAAUUGUUCAUUGGGCAGCUGAUACAUGGGGCUCAUUAGACACUCCAUUGGUCGGUAAUAGUUUUAUUAGAUCAUUCCGUGAACACCACGUUGCACCAGUAGCAAUGACUAAACAUGAUGUUAUUGAAACUAAUGGUGAUAAUUGUAUGUUAACUGUUCCAAUUCUUGCAUUCACUGCUUUCGCUAAAAUUUCAACAAAUACUGCAUACGAUAUGUUUAUUUUUAGUUUCUUAGUCAACCUUUGUUUUUGGGUUUCAUUAACCAAUCAAAUUCAUAAAUGGAGUCACACCUAUAAUGUUCAUCCAAUUGUUGGUUUCCUUCAACGUAAUGGUAUCAUCCUUUCAAAGAGAGAUCAUGCUAUUCAUCAUCGUAAUCCAUUCGAUAAGUUUUAUUGUAUUACUAAUGGUUGGUUAAACCCAUGGUUAGCCUCAAUCGGUUUUUGGAAAAGAUUAGAAAAUGUUAUCACUCUCUUAACUGGUGCCAUUCCAAGAGCUGAUGAUCAAGCAUGGACAAGUUAAAAAUUAUUAAAUUUAGUAAUAAAUAAUAAUAUAAUAAUAAAAUAUACAUAUAAAAAAAAAACAAAAAAAAAAAAAAUAAUAUUAACAACUAUAACCAAAAACAACACAACAUAACCCAAAAUAACAUAAAUAACAAAGCAAAUAUAACCAACAAAUCUUAAUAAUAUUAUAUUAUUAUUUAAAUUUAUAUUUAUUGUAUUAAUUCCCCUUUAAAAAACAAAAAAAAAAAAAAAAAAAAUUUACAUUCCAAAUACAUAUUAAUAAAACUAAAAAAAAAAUGUAUAGCUAUGAUUUUAUAAAACACUUGAUCGAUUGGAUUACUUUGCACAGUAAUUUAAUUCUUUAUCAGGUAAAUAGUAUAUAAAAUUAAUAAAUAUAUUUUUCUCUAUUUAAAAUAAAAUG
This is a messenger RNA of Dictyostelium purpureum, 1411 nucleotides long. RefSeq lists its product as uncharacterized. The transcript has 2 exons. NCBI's taxonomy places the organism in Eukaryota, Evosea, Eumycetozoa, Dictyosteliales, Dictyosteliaceae. The record is from RefSeq and is a predicted model, not a curated record. The coding region runs from base 38 to 1009 and encodes 323 amino acids. Gene Ontology annotation, molecular function: oxidoreductase activity.